This is a messenger RNA of Helianthus annuus (common sunflower), 2788 nucleotides long. Its product is annotated as E3 SUMO-protein ligase SIZ1. Gene Ontology annotation, molecular function: SUMO ligase activity; zinc ion binding. The record is from RefSeq and is a predicted model, not a curated record. Gene Ontology annotation, biological process: protein sumoylation. Lineage: Eukaryota; Viridiplantae; Streptophyta; Magnoliopsida; Asterales; Asteraceae. The transcript is spliced from 16 exons. The coding region runs from base 174 to 2606 and encodes 810 amino acids.
ACGAGGAGUCUAAAAGAGGAACAGAGAAUCCGAACCCGGAUUCGGAUUCGGUUGCAUGAAGUUAAACGGAUUGCACUCCACCCUACACGUCCGUCGAUUCUUCAAUCAAACACCAAAAUCAUCCAAACACAUAACAUUCUCACUCCGAUUUACCCCUCAUUUGCAGAUAACCGAUGGAUUUGGUAAUGAGUUACAAGGAAAAACUGGCGCAUUUUCGGGUAAAAGAUCUUAAAGACAUUCUUACUCAACUCGGCCUUUCCAAACAAGGAAAGAAGCAGGAUCUUGCCGAUCGAAUAUUAACAAUUAUAUCCGAUGACAGAGUUUCCGGAAUGUGGGCUAAAAAAAGUGCCGUUAAGAAGGAAGAUGUUGCAAAACUAGUUGAUGACAUGCACAGAAAGUUGCAGGCUCUAGGGGGGGCUGCUGACUCGGUAUCAAAAAGUCAAAACGUUUCAAACGUCACAGUUGAUACAGCGGUCACGGAGGAAGUCGAAGAGACCGUUCAAAUAGAAAAAGUUCGUUGUCUCUGUGGAAGUACUUUACAAGCAGAUUCAAUGAUAAAGUGUGAAGAUAAAAAAUGCAACGUGCUGCAGCAUAUCGGUUGCGUUAGUAUACCCGAGAAGCCAAUGGACGGUAUUAUUCAUCCGACACGUCCCACAACUUUUUAUUGUGAACUAUGUCGGCUUGCGCACGCAGAUCCGUUUUGGGUAGCCUUGCAACAUCCUUUAUAUCCCGUGAAGUUGACUAUUGCAACCGUCCCUACAGAUGGUACAAGCCCAAUGCAGAAUGUUGUAAAGACUUUUCAACUUACAAAAGCCGACAUGAUUUUGUUGGCAAAAUCAGAUUUCGAUGUUCAGGCUUGGUGUAUGCUCCUAAAUGACAAGGUUUCUUUUAGAAUGCAAUGGCCACAAUAUGCAGACUUACAAGUCAACGGUAUGCCUGUGCGAGCGAUCAAUAGACCUGGCUCUCAACUUCUUGGAGCCAAUGGGCGUGACGACGGCCCCGUAAUCACGUCAUGCAUCCAUGUAGGAAGUAACAAAAUUUCAUUGACGGGCUAUGAUGCGCGCGUGUUUUGUUUCGGGGUCAGAAUCGUGAAAAGGCGCACCGUUCAACAGAUUCUUAACCUCAUUCCUCGAGAGAGCGACGGUGAGAAAUUUGAAGACGCUUUGGCACGUGUUUGUCGGUGCGUUGGUGGUGGGGCCGCUAAAGAAAAUGACGACAGUGACAGUGAUUUGGAAGUUGUUUCCGAUUCUAUACCAGUUAAUCUGCGGUGUCCUAUGAGCGGUUCAAGAAUGAAAAUUGCUGGAAGAUUCAAACCUUGCGUUCACAUGGGCUGCUUUGAUCUUGAAGUAUUUGUGCAAAUGAAUGAACGUUCUCGAAAGUGGCAAUGCCCUAUUUGUCUCAAGAACUACGCCUUGGAGGAUGUUAUUAUCGAUCCGUAUUUUACUCGUAUCACCGCCAAGAUGCGGAAUUGUGGAGAGGAUGUAACGGGAAUCGAGGUGAAACCGGACGGUUGUUGGCGUGUAAAGGCGGAACAACAUGACCUAAAAAGUUUAGGGCAGCUCGGGCAGUGGCAUCUACCCGAUGGUACUCUCUUUGUUCAAAUGGAAGUCGAGUCUAAACCUAAACCAGAAGCUUUAAAACCGGUUAAACAUGAAGGUGGUUCCGAAGGUUAUAAUACGGGUUUAAAACUCGGGUUAAAAAAAAAUAGUAACGGAAUUUGGGAAGUCAGCAAACACACAAAUUUACGUUUGCUUUCUUCCGAAAAAAUUGUGAGUAACGCGCAUGACACGAGUACUAAUGGUUUUCUUAUAAGCAGCCGUGACGGUAAUGGGCAUUUUGGUCAUUCCACCACCAAUGUUGCUGAUUCCGGUUCCGUUUCACCGAACAUGGAUCCAGGCUACGGGUUUCCUGACGACGUAAACCCGUCAGCUGCCAGUGGGGUUGAUGCUGAUGUCAUCGUCCUGAGUGAUUCCGAUGACGAGACCGAAAACCGAAUGUCAUCGGGACCCACUUUGAACCCAAAUGGUACAUUUUCUGAAGAUAUUGUUGGUGGAAGUUCGUGUUUAGGUCCGUUUAACAACGAUGAUGAUGAUUUCGGGGUACCAUUUUGGUCUUUACCUCCGACAAGUCAAGCGGGUCCUAGUUUUGAGUUUUUUCGUUCGGACGAGAAUGUGCAUCAUGGACUUGUGGGUCCCACUUCUAUGGAUACCUUCACAUUGACCGAUGAAAUCGGAUGGAAUGUUGCUGCACCAGCGGGUCCCGAUUCUUCACUUUACCAAUCCGUUCUUGACGUAGAUGGCGGGUUGGUUGAUAACCCGUUAGCUUUCGGACACAACGAUCCGUCACUUCAGCUGUUUCUUCCUACACCGCCUCCAGCAGCGGCAGAGCAGGUGGAGUCAACCAUCAACAGUGGGGUUAGUUGCGCCCCUGCCCCCUUGAACGGGUCAAACGUAAUUCAGCAACCACCGCCUAAAGAUAGCAACUUGGAUACGUCGGCAGAUACUGGAACGAAUGGCAAGACAAGAAGCAGGGAAAGAUCUGAUAACCCGUUUACGUUUCCCCGUCAAAAGCGUUCAAUGAGGCCAAGAUUGUAUCCGCCUAGAUAAUAUUUCGCGCUGUAGAAACGUCAUCGGAAGCCGGUUGGUAUCGACUUUUUUUUCGGCUGAUUUGGUACAAGAAACCCAUAUUUUGUGGUAUAGUAAGGCCUUAUGGGUAGCAAGUAGUUUGUAAAUGGCAUUUGCUUAAACUUGCAUCUUAUUUAAUAUUAUACAAAAUUUCAGUGGCGGAA